Messenger RNA from Lolium perenne, 1140 nucleotides. The record is from RefSeq and is a predicted model, not a curated record. NCBI's taxonomy places the organism in Eukaryota, Viridiplantae, Streptophyta, Magnoliopsida, Poales, Poaceae.
AUGAGCCCCGACGAGUUCCGCCCCGGCGAGUUCUGCCCCGCCCCCACCCCGCCCGGCCACGGCGACCUCCGCCCAGCCACGGCUCGCCCCGCCCGUGCCCCCGCCCGUGCUCGCCGAGUCCUGGCAGGCCGCGCCCCGGCGACCUCCCGCGCCCGCCCGUGCCCCGCUUGUGGUCGCCGCGUCCCGGCAGGCCGCGCCUCGGCGACCUCUGCCUCCGCCCGUGCCCGGCGCGACCGGCGCCGCCCCCGCCUAUGCCCGUGGGUCGCCGGCCGUGCCCCCGCGCUUGUGCAAGCUCCGUGGCGCAGGGCCGCCGGCGAAGCUCCCGCAAGCUCCCGUCGCGAGCGUUGCUCCGGGUCGAGCAGGUUGGCCGGGACGAGCGCCUCGCGCACGGCCGCUGCGACGCACUGCAAGGCGAGGCCGCCCCAACGCGCUGCUUCCUCCCGAGCGGAGACGACCGCGUGCACGGCCCCGUCCGCGUUCCUCGCCGCGUGCACGGCCCCCGUCCAUCUCCCCGGGCGGGCGUCCGGGCUCGGCUAUGGCAAGACGAGCGGUGGCGUGCUGAGGCGCGGCCUGUGCUCGCAGCGGCCGGCCGACGCCCGUGACCGCGCAGCGCGACGCGGCCGGCGUGGCGUGGCGAGGAGUGACGCGGCCGGCGCCCGCGGCGGCAUGGCUCACGGCGAUGGGGCGAGCGGCAGCGCGCGGCGCGGGCGGCCCGUGCUCGCGGCGAUGGGGCUCGGCGGAGCAGCUGCACGCGAGCGGGGGCGCACGGGCGGAGCAGCUGCGUGCGGUGCGGGCGGAGCGGCAGCUGCAGCAGCGGCGGGCGGCGCGGCCGGCGCCCUUGGUCGUCGCCUUGCGCAUCGCCGUCGACGAGCUUCGCCGCCGGAGCUCGUUUUGGCGGCGGCGAACUCCGGCAUGGAUGAAAAAAAAGGCCUAGCACAGAGCGGCGGAGGCCUCAAUGCGAAGGCGACGGCGGCAGUGCGCCAGGUGAGCCUUUCCGCCGGCAGCCAUGGGAGCAUCCAAGGGGGAAAAGAAGUCAGAGAUGAACGGAGGAGAGAGAAGAUGUGGGGUCGGGCGGAUAUAAACGAAUGUCCAGAGCCGCACGAAGUCGUCCGGGAGGACGCAAAAGCCUCCCAAAUUUAA